GCUUGGCGAAAUGUGCGUGGCACUAGGACCCAGGGGGCUCCCGCGAGCGGAUCUAGGGGCCAGAUUGCAAAUUCGCGGUGACUCAGUCUGGUCGGCUCCUUGCGCUCGGCGGCCGCGGCGGCAGCAGCAAACGUUGGCGGCCGCGCUGCUCGGCUCAGUUCCCCCGGGUUUCGCCGUCCGAGGCUCCCCUCAGGGGCACCUGAAGCAGCAAACCAAGAUGGAGUAUGAGUGGAAACCUGACGAGCAAGGGCUUCAGCAAAUCCUGCAGCUGCUGAAGGAGUCCCAGUCCCCAGACACCACCAUCCAGAGAACCGUGCAACAAAAACUGGAACAACUCAAUCAAUAUCCAGAUUUUAACAACUACCUGAUUUUUGUACUUACAAAAUUAAAAUCUGAAGAUGAACCCACAAGAUCAUUGAGUGGUCUCAUUUUGAAGAAUAAUGUGAAAGCACAUUUUCAGAACUUUCCAAAUGGUGUAACAGACUUUAUUAAGAGCGAAUGUUUAAAUAAUAUUGGGGAUUCCUCUCCUCUGAUUAGAGCCACAGUAGGUAUUUUGAUUACAACAAUAGCCUCAAAGGGGGAAUUGCAGAAUUGGCCUGAUCUCCUACCAAAACUCUGUAGCCUGUUGGAUUCUGAAGAUUACAAUACUUGUGAGGGAGCAUUUGGUGCCCUCCAGAAAAUAUGUGAAGAUUCUGCUGAGAUUUUAGAUAGUGAUGUUCUAGAUCGUCCACUCAACAUCAUGAUUCCCAAAUUUUUACAGUUCUUCAAGCACAGUAGUCCAAAAAUAAGGUCUCAUGCUGUUGCAUGCGUCAAUCAGUUUAUCAUCAGUAGAACUCAGGCUUUGAUGUUACACAUUGAUUCUUUCAUUGAGAAUCUAUUUGCAUUGGCUGGUGAUGAAGAACCAGAGGUACGCAAAAAUGUGUGCCGAGCACUUGUGAUGUUGCUUGAAGUUCGAAUGGAUCGCCUGCUUCCUCACAUGCAUAAUAUAGUUGAGUACAUGCUACAGAGAACCCAAGAUCAAGAUGAAAAUGUGGCUCUGGAAGCCUGUGAAUUUUGGCUCACUUUGGCUGAGCAACCAAUCUGCAAAGAUGUACUUGUAAGGCAUCUUCCUAAGUUGAUACCUGUGCUAGUGAAUGGCAUGAAGUACUCAGAUAUAGAUAUUAUUCUGCUCAAGGGUGAUGUUGAAGAAGAUGAAACAAUUCCUGAUAGUGAACAGGACAUAAGGCCACGUUUUCAUCGGUCAAGAACAGUGGCUCAGCAACAUGAUGAAGAUGGAAUUGAAGAGGAGGAGGAGGAUGAUGAUGAGAUUGAUGAUGAUGACACAAUUUCUGACUGGAAUUUAAGAAAGUGUUCUGCUGCUGCCCUAGAUGUUCUCGCAAAUGUGUAUCGUGAUGAACUUUUACCACAUAUCUUGCCCCUUUUGAAAGAAUUGCUUUUUCAUCAUGAAUGGGUUGUUAAAGAAUCAGGCAUCUUGGUUUUAGGAGCUAUUGCUGAAGGUUGCAUGCAGGGCAUGAUUCCAUACUUGCCUGAGCUCAUUCCUCACUUAAUUCAGUGCCUCUCUGAUAAAAAGGCUCUUGUGCGUUCCAUAACAUGCUGGACUCUUAGCCGCUAUGCACAUUGGGUCGUCAGCCAGCCCCCAGACACGUACCUGAAGCCAUUAAUGACAGAAUUACUUAAACGUAUCCUGGAUAGCAACAAGAGAGUACAAGAAGCUGCCUGCAGUGCCUUUGCUACCCUAGAAGAGGAGGCUUGUACAGAACUUGUUCCUUACCUUGCUUAUAUACUUGAUACCUUGGUCUUCGCAUUUAGUAAAUACCAGCAUAAGAACCUGCUCAUCCUUUAUGAUGCCAUAGGAACAUUAGCAGAUUCAGUAGGACAUCAUUUAAACAAGCCAGAAUAUAUUCAGAUGCUAAUGCCUCCACUGAUCCAGAAAUGGAACAUGUUAAAAGAUGAAGAUAAAGAUCUCUUCCCUUUACUUGAGUGCCUGUCUUCAGUUGCCACAGCCCUGCAGUCUGGCUUCCUUCCAUACUGCGAACCCGUGUAUCAGCGUUGUGUAAAUUUAGUACAGAAGACCCUUGCACAAGCCAUGCUGAACAAUGCUCAACCAGAUCAAUAUGAAGCUCCAGAUAAAGAUUUUAUGAUAGUGGCUCUUGAUUUACUCAGUGGCCUAGCUGAAGGACUUGGAGGCAAUAUUGAACAGCUAGUAGCCCGAAGUAACAUUCUGACACUGAUGUAUCAGUGCAUGCAGGAUAAAAUGCCAGAAGUCCGGCAGAGUUCCUUUGCCCUAUUAGGUGACCUGACAAAGGCUUGUUUUCAGCACGUUAAGCCUUGUAUAGCUGAUUUCAUGCCAAUUUUGGGAACCAACUUAAAUCCAGAGUUUAUUUCAGUCUGCAACAAUGCCACUUGGGCAAUUGGCGAAAUCUCCAUUCAAAUGGGUAUAGAGAUGCAGCCUUAUAUUCCUAUGGUGUUGCACCAGCUCGUAGAAAUCAUUAACAGACCCAACACACCAAAGACGUUGUUAGAGAAUACAGCAAUAACAAUUGGUCGUCUUGGUUACGUUUGUCCUCAAGAGGUGGCCCCCAUGCUACAGCAGUUUAUAAGACCCUGGUGCACCUCUCUGAGAAACAUAAGGGACAAUGAGGAAAAGGAUUCAGCAUUUCGUGGGAUUUGUACCAUGAUCAGUGUGAAUCCCAGUGGAGUGAUCCAAGAUUUUAUAUUUUUUUGUGAUGCUGUUGCAUCGUGGAUUAACCCAAAAGAUGAUCUGAGGGACAUGUUCUGUAAGAUCCUUCAUGGAUUUAAAAAUCAAGUUGGGGAUGAAAAUUGGAGGCGUUUCUCUGACCAGUUUCCACUUCCCUUAAAAGAGCGUCUUGCAGCUUUUUAUGGUGUUUAAUCUCACACUUGAAUGCUGCAGUCCCAUAAUUAGGGGUCCUUCAGUCUUGGAGACCAUGAGGGAGCCUCUGCACCCAGGGAAAAUGUUACCCUUUACAGGGGGGAAGGGUAGACCAGUAGGGAAUACAGUACAGUCCCAACCCUACUGGGAGGGGCGGGAGGGAGGUGUUGCCGUCACUGUAUUAAGUUGAUGUUGGGAAAAGUUUUAACAUCUGGAGCCUUUGUGGGUGGAAAUCUGUCUCCAAUUCAACUCCGCACUGGAUGUGAAGAAGCAAAAAAACAAACAAAAAAAAACAAACUAUAUUCAGUCUACUCACAAAACAGUAGUACAUUCUGGAAUAUUAAGGGGAAUUGUACCAAACAAGAACCAUAUAAAUGAUGCACAGGGGUAAGAAGGAGGGAUAUUCUAUAGUGCACGAUAAAGGAAGCCUAAGAACAGGGGUUACAGACAAGUCAAGAAGUUGUUUUUGUUUUU
Molecule: messenger RNA, 3364 nt
Organism: Sorex fumeus (smoky shrew)
Lineage: Eukaryota; Metazoa; Chordata; Mammalia; Eulipotyphla; Soricidae
Gene: TNPO1
Product: transportin 1
Exons: 25
Coding region: 11-2890 (959 amino acids)
Biological process (GO): protein import into nucleus
Cellular component (GO): cytoplasm; nucleus
Molecular function (GO): small GTPase binding; nuclear import signal receptor activity
Source: RefSeq, a predicted model, not a curated record